AAUUAUUUGUUCAAAGUUGGCAGCUCUCCAAUUCAAGUUAGUGUUAUUACCUACAAAAAGCAUUUCUCUCUCCCUCUCUCUCGGCAAACACAUUCUCUCUCUCUCUCUCUCAGUCACACGGAGUUGUUUUCCAGAUGAAGGGGAAGUUGGUGGCAAGUGGAGUUGGUCCGAUGAAGUACGGCGCGAGCUUCUACAUCAUCACCAUUAUUAUUAUAGCAAUUGCCAUCGCCGACCAGCAGCUUCUUCCGGCGGCUAGAGCUCAGACCACCGCCACUGUUGAUCCCACUGAAGCUAGGAUUUUGAACUCCAUAUUCCAAAAAUGGGGAAUUCUGGCCAACAAUCUGCAUUGGAACUUGAGUGGACAACUGUGCACUGGCUUCGCCGUCGAUUCUACCAGCAUGCAAGACACCGCUUACAAUCCCGCAAUCAAAUGCACUUGUUCUUCCACCGUUUGCCACAUCACUGCCCUGAAAGUUCAGGCGCUAGACGUUACUGGUGGCAUUCCAGAUGAACUUUGGAACCUAACUUCCAUCAAUGAUCUAAAUCUUGGCCAAAAUUACUUGAAUGGCACACUGUCCCGCUCUAUUGGAAAUUUGCGUCGUAUGCAAUACCUAAGCGUAGGCAAGAAUGCAUUGUCAGGGGAGCUUCCAAAGGAACUUGGAUUGCUGACUGACUUAAGAUCCCUUUCCAUUAGCACAAAUAACUUUUCUGGACUUCUGCCAUCGGAGCUUGGAAAUUUGAAAAAACUAACACAACUCUAUAUAGAUAGCUCUGGUGUUAGUGGACCUAUACCUCCAUCAUUUGCAAAUCUACUGAACCUAGAAACAGUGUGGGCUUCAGACAUUGAGCUUACAGGGAGGAUACCUGAUUUCAUUGGGAAUUGGUCAAAGCUUACUACCUUGAGGCUUCAAGGAAAUUCAUUUCAGGGCCCAAUUCCAUCUACAUUUUUAAAGUUAACCUUAAUGCUUGAUUUGAGGAUAACUGAUCUUUCGAAUGGGAACUCUUCACUGGACUUCAUUAGGAAUAUGAAGAAUUUAAGCAAACUAGUGUUGCGGAAUAACAAUAUUUCUGGUUCCAUCCCCUCUAAUAUUGGAGAAUAUCAGAGCUUGUCUCUGCUGGAUUUGAGCUUUAACAAUUUGACAGGACGUGUUCCAGAUCAACUCUUCAAUCUUAGUUCACUCCAAAAUUUGUUUCUUGGUAGUAACAAGUUAACAGGUCCUUUGCCUUCACAAAAGAACCAAAGCCUACUGAAUAUAGACUUAUCAUACAAUGAAUUAUCUGGUAGCCUCCCUUCUUGGACUGGUGGACGAGGUUUACAACUAAAUCUCAUCAGCAAUAACUUUACAAUAGGCAGAUCUAGGGGCAGUGCUCUGCCUUCAGGAUUGAAUUGUCUUCAGAAGAAUUUCCCUUGCAAUCGGGGAAAACCCAUUUACUCUAGCUUUGCUAUUAAGUGUGGUGGUCAACAAAUUACAUCAUCUAAUGAGUUAGUGUUUGAGAGGGAUAAUGAGACUCUUGGUCCGGCAACAUAUUACAUGACAAGCACCGGAAGGUGGGCUGUUAGCAAUGUUGGACUGCCCUCUGAUAGCACUGCUCCAGAAUACACAGCCUCCAGUUUGUCACAGUUUACAAAUACUUUGGACUCUGAACUCUUCCAGACAGCAAGACUUUCAGCUGGAUCGCUAAGGUACUAUGGCUUGGGCUUGGAAAAUGGUAAUUACACUGUGACCCUCCAGUUUGCAGAGCCAAUAAUCCUGAAUCCUAAUCCUCCUUCUUGGAAGACUCUUGGGAGGCGCACCUUUGAUAUAUAUAUACAGGGCAAUCUAAAGGAGAAAGAUUUUGACAUUAAAAAAAUAGCUGGGGGAUCACUUAGAGCUCUUUCAAGGAAAUAUACUGUUCAUGUAUCUGAAAAUCAUAUGGACAUCCAUCUAUUUUGGGCUGGGAAAGGAACUUGCUGUGUACCUAGACAAGGGAUUUAUGGACCUUUGAUUUCAGCUAUUAGUGCAACCGCAGAUUUUCAUCCCACCGUUAGUAAUGAACCUCCCUUUGAAGAUGAUGAACUUCCCUCUGAAAAAAAGAAGAAUAGAACUGGCAUGGUUGUAGGAAUUGUUGUUGGAGUAGGAGUCGUGAGCUUUCUUUCUGUAUUUGCUGUGUAUUGUUUUGUUCAGAAAAGAAAAAGGCUGCACACAUAUGAAGAUGAAGAGCUCUUGGGAAUGGAUGCAAAGCCAUAUACUUUUACUUAUGCAGAAUUAAAAGCCGGGACAAGUGACUUUAGUCCUUCUAAUAAGCUCGGAGAGGGAGGAUUUGGACCAGUAUACAAGGGAACACUCGAAGAUGGGAGAACUGUUGCUGUUAAGCAACUCUCUGUGGUCUCCCGCCAAGGGAAGAGGCAGUUUGUGGCAGAGGUUGCAACUAUUUCUGCUGUCCAGCACCGCAACCUCGUGAAGUUGUAUGGUUGUUGCUAUGAGGGUGACAACCGGUUGCUUGUUUAUGAGUAUCAUGAAAACAAGAGUCUUGAUCAAGCACUAUUUGGACAUAGUCACUUAUACCUUGAUUGGCCAAGACGAUUUGAAAUAUGCUUGGGAGUAGCAAGAGGUCUAGCUUAUUUGCACGAGGAAUCUCGACUAAAAAUUGUACACAGAGAUAUCAAAGCCAGUAAUAUUCUACUCGACUCAUACCUCAAUCCCAAAAUCUCAGAUUUUGGGUUGGCGAAGCUCUAUGAUGAUAAAAAGACCCAUAUGAGCACCCAUGUUGCUGGCACAAUUGGGUACCUUGCACCGGAAUAUGCCAUGCGUGGCCACCUUACUGAGAAGGUUGAUGUAUUUAGCUUUGGAGUGGUUGUCUUGGAGAUUGUCAGUGGUCGUUCGAACUCUGACUCCAACUUGGAACAAGAUAAGAGAUAUCUUCUUGAAUGGGCUUGGCAUCUCCAUGAGAAUAAUAGCGCUGUUGAAGUGGUGGAUGAAGAUCUACUAGAUUUCAACGAGGAUGAAGUGAAACGAGCGAUAGGGGUAUCGCUUUUGUGCACCCAAGCAUCCCCAACAUCGCGGCCAUCAAUGUCCCGUGUGGUAGCGAUGCUUUCAGGAGACGCUGAAGUACCAACCGUAACUUUAAAGCCCAGCUUCCUCAUUGACUGUAAGUUCGAUGAUAAAACUAGUUUGCUGCAGUCUAUUAUUCUCUGUUCCCAAACGGCAGAUGAAGGUCCAUCAGUGGUUACUACAAGUGUGGCAGCAACAGAUUUAAAUUCUUCACCGUUAGAUAAUCCUUCCAGGCCUAUCCUUCAUGAGAUCAUUGGAGAUGGUAGGUAGGCAUGUGAUGCCAUCAAAGUUUUUGCAAUCGCAUUGCCUGCUGCAAUAUAGGUUUGCCUUUCACCAAUGAUACUUAUGUACUAGUUUUUGUUACUAUUGUGUAUGUCAUGGGCAGUGGUCCCGCGUUAUAGUACAGGUUCUUUUAGGACAUGUAUACAUACAUUGAUGGUAUUUUUAGGUGUUUUAUCACUAUUAAAAUUAAUAAAGGAACAGUUUUGCUCGCACUUUGC
This is a messenger RNA of Ipomoea nil (Japanese morning glory), 3532 nucleotides long. RefSeq names its product probable LRR receptor-like serine/threonine-protein kinase At1g56140. NCBI's taxonomy places the organism in Eukaryota, Viridiplantae, Streptophyta, Magnoliopsida, Solanales, Convolvulaceae. The record is from RefSeq and is a predicted model, not a curated record. Gene Ontology annotation, molecular function: protein binding; protein kinase activity; ATP binding. Gene Ontology annotation, biological process: protein phosphorylation. The coding region runs from base 135 to 3302 and encodes 1055 amino acids. The transcript has 24 exons.